Messenger RNA from Magallana angulata, 1190 nucleotides. RefSeq lists its product as uncharacterized. Lineage: Eukaryota; Metazoa; Mollusca; Bivalvia; Ostreida; Ostreidae. The coding region runs from base 64 to 1077 and encodes 337 amino acids. The record is from RefSeq and is a predicted model, not a curated record. The transcript is spliced from 4 exons.
UUCACAUCAAGUUUCUGUAAAAUCGACAAGGGUCUCUAGGUUCAUUAUAUUUUGAACAAUACGAUGUUGAAAUGCGGAAGAAGAACCAGAGCUAAUAUUCUGACUGAAAUGAUUAAUAAUUCUUUUAUUUACGUUUUGAUAUUUUUAAUUCAACCCUGCCGAGUUAACACAGAAUGUCCAAGUUACCCAAGCUUAAGGUGUUGUCCAGACACUGUAUGGGACGAUGAACAGAACAAGUGUGUCGGUUGUCCAGCAGGGUAUCUGGGUCCCAACUGUACCAUACCUUGUGAUCCUCCAGGUUACGGAGUGGGGUGUCAGUUUACGUGUGCUUGCAAAGGAAGUGAAACAUGUCACCCAUCUUUUGGUUGUGUCCUACCGACAACAACAACAACAGAAACGACAACAAAAAUAACAACAACAAAAGUAACAACAAUAAUAGAAACAACAACAAAAAUGACAACAACAACUGAAGACGAUAUCAGGACAACAGAAGCUGACGAAGUUGCAACAUCCCGUGCAAGCGCAACAAUCAAAACGGCAAAUGUAGCUGUUGGCGAAACCUUACCUACAAGUACGGGAAAUCGGAUGUAUCGGGGAAUCAGUGAUUCACAAAAUAUCAUGCUGAUCGGAUUAUUCGUGCUCUGUGGUUUCUUCAUUGUAUUGUUCGCUGUCUUUGUUGGAACACAGAUUCGAUCCAAAUGUUUCAACAAAAACACGUUAACAACCCAAAGCACCACGGGAGUAAAUUUGAAGUCAUAUGACGUCAUCAAUGCAGACCAGCCCCCGGGGGUAGAUGACAUGUCACAGGUAAACACAAAACCUGGACGGAGAGAUUCCCAUUACACUGAAAUUAAUACAUGUAAUUAUACUGAAAAUGUCCACAAGAAAAACAAUGAACCACUACCGUGUCAAUCAAACAUCAACGUUCAUUUACAGGCGGAAGAUGCGACGGCACAGGACAGAACCGUACCGAAGUACGUAGAGAUUGUUGGAUCCCCCAAGAAUAGUACACGCGAUCCUGAAUUUUCAGCGAGUGAAAAUACUUAUUCCAAGCAGCUGUAUCUGUCAGCAAUUUAGAGAGAGGGGGGAUGCUUAUGAGCAAUACUAUAUCAUUUUUUUCAUGUGUUAACAGUCAUAUGUACUUUUAUCCAUAUUGAUAUCUCAAGGUACCCCAUACCAUCUUAAAAAUA